AAUAAUUGAACACAUUGGGCCGCCAUUUUGAGAAGACGAUAAAGGAAAUGGAAUGACGAUUUAGGAAAUUUCACCAGAAAAUCUUUGUAAAAUGUUGUGAAAUUAAUUUGUUAAGGUAAACCAAAUAUGGAGCGUCUAAAUAAGGUAUUGACUGUUUGCUUUUGGGCGCUGUUAGCCCUAACAUUGGUCGGUGCAGGUCCAUUUUCGUGGAUGGAGAAAGAUGCUUUUGAUGUUAUCAUGGACAAAAUGACUUCCGUAACACCAGAAAACUGUCGUUCAAAGCCACGGUCUGAACUAGAAUUGCCCAAAGAUGCAGUGUCCCAUGUGCCAAUUUACACAAAACUGUUUAAUACAAAGUUUUUCAGCAAUAGAUCAAUGCUGAUGCAUAUGCACAAUAUGGCUCUCAAUCGAGCUUUCUUCUAUAGCUUUAUUUAUCAGCGCAUGAAUACAUCGGGGGAUUUUCAGCAUCAACCAGGUCUCAUGUACUUGUACAUGUCAGCUGCUGCUGAUGUUUCAGCCAGUCAGGGUUUUAUUAACGCAUCCUCGCUGCUCUUCGAUAAUAAUUGUACAUACCCCAACUGGUAUACAACUGUAGAUUUUAAUAGUACUCUGCCCCUUUUUGGGCCUAGAGCCUGGCGUGCGGACGAUUACAAUGAACCAACCAACUGGCUUAGAGAACCAACAAACCGUACUAUUGAGGUCCAAGACUAUGCUGCUGGAAGAGUCACAAAUUACACGGCAGAGACUUACAAAUAUGCCCCAUAUACUCGAUAUGAAUAUGACCCCAGUGACCCCUUACAACAGAAACCAUUGUUUUGGUGGCCUGAUGACAAGGGCUACAAAGACUCAUUGCGAAAGUUCACAUAUUCUGUUGGAAUCAAAUUCUCCAACACAACGGGAAAAUUCAUCCGUGAUGAUUACACAGGUAUCCCUUUCUUCGGACCACCUCAGCCAGGACAACAAGAUCAAGACAUAACUAUUCCCGUGCUUUUCACCAAGCCAUACUACGACUGUGGGCGAUCAAACCGCUGGAUCACGACGAUGUCGGCGCCCGUCGUUGACUACAUGCUGCGAUACUCUCCAUGGGUCCAUCUCCGAAGGCCAAGAUUUGUGGCAGUGGUUGGGAUGGAUGGGGAGUUUGAACGUAUCGACAUAAACCAGUGCCCAAUCAGCGAGGGAAACGCCAAGGAUGAGAACAUGUUUGCCGGCACUCAUAGGUGUCGUCCUACAACGAUGUGUGAGCCAAUAAGCGGGUAUGGUUUUCGGCGUGGCGGGUACCAGUGUGUCUGUCUGCCUGGGUACUACUACCCAUGGUGGCACUAUGGGCCGUUCCAGGGUUGGGAAAUCGAACAGGCAACUUGGGAAGAGUACCAGAGUGGGUUUGACUGUCUUAAAGUGGAAAAUAUGCUGGUGGUACCGAUCCAGUCUCCAGAGUUUGUUACACGUCGGAAACGUUCUACCGAUCUCCUCGUCAACAAGAAAAAUGAGUUCAUGGCCAUCGUCAGUGCACCAGUUGAGAUGUCAGCGAAUCCCAAACUCCGUCUUGUCGCCAAGCGCAAGAGAAGGGAUGCGAGCUCGGAAGAUAUCGACAUGACCCUUCAGAUUCGUCAGAAAUUUAUAAAAAGAUAUGCGGAGGAAACGCCACACAUUCGUAAAAAGCGAGAAUCAUUUGAAGUCGGGUCGUGGAACCGUAUGAUGGACAUCAGAAAAAGGUUUUAUGAAAUUACAGCUGAUACUUGUGGAAGUUAUGAACCGACCGAUCGAUUCUUGCCUGGUGAUGCUGGUUACGGUGUACAGACACAAUUUGAGCCACAAGGAAGGACAGCCCUCCGAUUGGCUCAUUUUCUAAGCAAUUUCCUACAAAACGUUGAUGAAUAUGAACAGUUUGGUAAUCUGAAAGGAGACCGACGUUUGAACGAGACACACAUCUUUGGAGAAGUUCUGGCCAUGGUGAUGGGUGACUUUAAAGUACUAAGUGCUGGUGCUUUUUUUGACCAGUACAAAUUCCGUGUGGCUCCGCCUGUUAACACCACCGAUCCUAGGUAUUCAAAUACCCUCACGAGAGAGUUUUUCGGUCCGUACUCGUUCCGACAACAAAACAAGGCAGACGGUCUUGAUUCGUACAGAGCUAUCGACACAGCUGGCCUUCAAAACAGAUAUGUUGAUGAGCUAUGGUUUAAACGCAUGAAACAUCGCUGGUUGACAAAUUUCCAUGUUCUGAAGAAAUUCAUUGAUAAACCAAUGAUCAGAUCCUCACCAAACUCGACAAGUUCGAUAAGAUUUGAGCAUUACCCAAUCACGUACAGGGCUCCAAGUUAUGAAGAUGGGGAGUGGUUAAGACCCGAGUUCAAAUGUGACGGGAUGGUCGAUGACUGGGUGUCUACAUAUGUCGUACCAUUCUUUGGCCUGAACAGCGUCAAGACGCAGAUUGAAUUUAAAGGAGUUAUCUCGGUUGAUGUAAAGCUGAAAGAACUUGACCUUAACCAAUGUCCGGCAGACUUCUACGUGCCAAAUGCCUUCAAGAAUACAGCCAAAUGUGACUUCAAGUCUCAAUAUUGUGUGCCUCUCCCAGGGAAGGGCUUCGAGCAGGGCGCGUACAAGUGCGAGUGUCGACAGGACUAUGAGUACCCGUUCCAGGAUCUCUCCUGGUUCUUCCACGGUCAGACGAUGGAGGAGGAAUGGAGCAAACUAGUAGAUGGCAAGCCUAAUAGGUACGAUACACUGAAGUGCCGAGUUGCUGGGGCAUCUGGUCUAACCUUCAGCUGGACAUUGAUGCUGAUUACCAUGGCAACCAUGCUGUUUGGAAAACAUCAGUUUUCAUAGAGAUUUUAUCACUUAAAUCAUCAUCAUCCUCUAUUAUUAGCUCAAAUGUUUAUUACUCAUGAUGUGUGUUUUAACAAGUGGCAAAGCAUCAUAUAAUAAAAAAUGAUAUAUUUUUUAGUUUAAGCUUUCGCCUUUAUUUUGGUUUAUAAAUUUUAUCAUAAAUAUUAGAUUAUAUUUGAAAGACAUUUUGGUGACGUUUUUAGAAGUGCUAUUAUAAAACUGGUAUAUUCAAUAAUUAGACACAAAUACAUUCCACUAUCCAGGGGUCAAAUAAAAUUGAUUUCAGCAAAUCACUUUGAGCAAUUAUAACCGUGGAAUAGUAUCAUAAAAAUCAAGAUUAUAAGUGCAUUGUAUUCAUUUGUAUAUAAACUCGGACAAUUGAAUGUACUCUGGACAUUUUAUCAUUAUACAGUGUUAUUUUCUGAUUCUCAUAACUGUUGUAUUCUGAGCUUUACAUUUAAAACAGACCAUGCCCAAAUAUCACAAAAGUACUUGAGUCAAAAAUCUCAAUCUCAACUGAUUUAGUAUAUACAACAUCAAUAUUUAUUUAAUUAUAGAAGUUUUUACCCUUUUCGAAGCCUAUUUUCUAAUAGAAUGUGUUGAUAAAAACCUUUUGUCAAUAUUCCAAAGAAACUUUAUUCUUGAGAAAAACUACAUACUUGAGUAUUUGCUCAAGAACAAUGAUUUGUACACAAUUACUUUUCUAAUUAUAGAAUCAUUUUUCUUUUGGAACCUUGACCUAUGUUUUGAGUCCACAUAAUCAAUACAAGGAUACAUUUCUUAAGAGAGUAAAAACAUGAUUGAUAUUGAAAAACCUAUGAUGUGAUGUGGUAAAGAGAGUUGAGUCUGAGAUUUGAUUUAAGUAUGUUAGGAAUAUUAGGGCCAUAAUUAUUUCUUCCAUAUUUCAUUUCUUUCACUGUGAUCUACAUUGGUUUUCUUCAAUGUUAUGGUUUUAAUGGACAAUUAUUAUGCACAUUAUGUAAAUAAUUCAUUAUUAUGGAGCCAUCUGAAGUUUCUGAGGAGGGUAUCUUAUUUUCCAAUUCAUUUGUUCUUGUUUGUAAUGAGACAGGGCUGUGUCUUGGGGCCGAUUUCAUCCCAGUUGUUGUUUUUUAAGUUUGUCAACUUGCAAAAUUCCUCUUUUUAGCAAAACUUAUGCUAAAUUUCCUCUCUUUUGGGGCCCUGUUCCUCAAAUAUAGGAUGACAGCCCUAUGAGAUAUAUUCAGAAACAAACACGACUUGAAAUAUUUGAAUUUACCAGUUAAAAUCUUUAUUUAAAAUUCUGCCAAAUUCUCAAUGAAAUGAAUUUUAUGAUGUUACGAUAUUUUGUAAUACCCUCCUUGAUAAGAUUGAUGGCACCCGUGUGUAUAUUGUAUUUUAAUCAUAUUGGUAUUUUGUAUUUUAAUCAUAUUCCUAUUCUGAUUAUAUAUGUUAUGUUUUCUUUAUCUAAGCAUUGGCAAUAAUGCUUUUAUUUAAAAUUGUAAAUAUCAAUUCGCAAGUUGUUUCAUUUUUAAUGCAUAAAUGUUUUCUUAACAUUCUGUAAAUAUAAUAGAAAUAGUGUCAAACACGAAAUUUAUCAUUGUCCAGGUUGUAGAUUUUAUGUUACCUAUUAAAGUUUUACCUGAUUAAAGAAUCGUUCCAGUUGUAUUAUAUUUUAAAGAAUCAGAGAAAAAUAACUACCUGCCCUUUCUCUCAAAUUUCUUAUUAUUUGUUCACAAUAUUUUUGGAUUAUUUUUACAAGAUGAUAAAAUUCUUUAAAAUAAGUUUGUUCAAUUUAUUUUCAUGAACAUAUGCCAACACGUUUAAUACCUUAAAAAUGGUAAAGAAUUUAAUAGAUUUAACCUGUUUAAGAUAAAUUUGACCUGUUUAAAUAUCAUUUAUCCACAAAGGCAAUGUGAAAAUAUCUGAGAAUUGUGAGUUUCUAACAGUUUAUUUUACAUCUUAUCUAUAAUCUUCAACUAUAUAAUGAAAUCAUUUUUUUAUAUUCAUAUAUAUAUAUAAUAUUGAUUUUCUACUUUUUGCGGAAAGUAACAAGUGUGAUAUUUGUAAAAAGAUUGUAUAUAAUAUUAAUUUUAGACACUGCAUACAAUGUACAUUCCAUAUUUUUGUACUAAAUCUUUUAAAUAAAGUUUAUACACUCAAA
Molecule: messenger RNA, 4963 nt
Organism: Mya arenaria
Lineage: Eukaryota; Metazoa; Mollusca; Bivalvia; Myida; Myidae
Exons: 7
Coding region: 127-2823 (898 amino acids)
Source: RefSeq, a predicted model, not a curated record